GCCUGUUCAUUUUCUUUGCAACUCUCGAUCAAUUUCUGUUUGGCUUCCCGAAAAAGAAAAACACCAAAAAACCCAUAAUAUUCUCUGCAUCAAAAUCAAAAUCUUUCAACUUCCCAUGAACAUUGACAACAAGAACAAAAAAUAAGAAGCCCAUUUUGAUUUAUUCACAAAUUUGAUCAAAAUCUCUCUGCACAGAUCAAAAAAUGGAUGAUACUUGUGCUGUUUGUGCUGAUACCCUUGAAUGGGUUGCUUACGGACCAUGUCUCCAUAAAGAAGUCUGUUCUACUUGCAUCAUUCGUCUUCGUUUCAUUUGCAAUGAUUUCUAUUGCUGCAUUUGCAAAUCAGAAUCCAACACCAUCUUUGUCACUAAGGCAUUAGGGGAUUAUACAAGGAUGAUAAGUGACUUCAAGGGUUUAGGAGAAAUUAAUGGAAGUGAGGGUAAAGCAGGGGAGUAUUGGUAUCAUGAAGGGACAAAAGCUUAUUUUGAUGAUUUUGAUCAUUAUAAGAUGAUCAAAGCUAUGUGUAAGUUAUCAUGCAAUGUUUGCAACAAGAAGAAUGGAGGGUCAAGGGAGUUUAAUAGCGUUGAGCAAUUGAAGGCUCAUUUGUUUCACAGGCAUAGUCUGUUUAUGUGCAGUCUGUGUUUGGAAGGUAGGAAGAUAUUUAUAAGUGAGCAGAAGUUAUAUAAUAGAGAACAAUUGACUCAACAUGUGAGGACGGGUGACUCAGUGGUUGAUGGCAAUGAAAGCGAAAGAGGUGGAUUUACAGGACAUCCUAUGUGUGAGUUCUGUGAGAAUCCUUUUUAUGGAGAUAAUGAGCUUUACCUGCACAUGUCCACUGAUCAUUUUACUUGCCACAUAUGCCAAAGGCAGCAUCCUGGACAAUAUGAAUACUUUAACAAUUAUGAUUACUUGGAGAUCCAUUUUCGUCAAGAGCAUUACUUAUGCGAGGAUGAGGCUUGCCUUGCAAGAAAGUUUAUUGUUUUUGCAACUGAAUUCGAAUUGAAGAGGCAUAAUGCCAUGGAACAUGGAGGGCGCAUGUCUCGUUCUAAGCGCAGUGCUCUACUUCAGAUACCUGUGAGUUUCCAGUUUCGGCAAAUUAAUGAACAUGAUCGGCGUGGUGGUGGUCGUGGUAGUCAUUCAAAUUCGUCAGGCUAUCAAAUGAACAUGGCCAUUGAAGAUAGUCUUGAGCCUGCCAAUGCUGAAAGGUCUUGUGAUAUUUCUUCAAAUGCGCAAACAGUUUCUACUCAUAGAGAGGAACAUGAAAUUGAUAUGAUUGUUAACCCUUUUGAGUCAUUAGCCACCACAGAUUCUGAGCCGCCUUCAAGAUAUCAUCAUGUUUUAGGAUGGAACACUAGCAGAGCACCAAUGGAAGAAACAUCCUUUCCCCCACUUCCUUUGGCUCCAAGAAGCAGCCAACGGAGAUCCAGAAAUGGUUUGGGAGGGUUGAGUGGGAAUACAAUGGCUGCUCACCUCAGCCGCCAAAACAUGGUAAAAGUUCUUAAUUCUUCUCGGGCUUUGCCAGCAAACAAUCAUCCUAACUCAGUAGCUAGUAUUUCGUACCAGUCAAGACCUGUGUCGGAUUCUAGGGUUUUAUCUUCAUCCAGAUCUCCGAGUUCAUCUGUUCUAUCUACUUACACGAGCUCUCCUCAGGCUGGGUCAUCAAGGGCUAAUGGACUUCUUGUAUCUUCUAAUUUUGCAAGUUCAUCAAGGACUUCAAAUAGUAACAGCAAGGUCAGCCAAGCUAGCGCUGCUCCAAAUCCUGCAGACAGGACUUCUCACAAAUCUCUUUCAAGUUUUCCCUCUCUGUCUGCCACUCAAGUGGACAAUAUGUCUACAAGUGCCUCACCUAUGCUGAAGGUUGAGGAUGUUCAAUCUGCUAAUAAGGCUCUAGUGGAGAAAAUUCGUGCUGCAUUAGAAUUUGACAAGGACAAAUUCGCUGCAUUCAAGAUAAUAUCCAGAGAGUAUCACCGUGACAUAAUUGAUGUUGCAGAGUAUCUUGCCUAUGUGCAUCAAUUUGGCCUGUCACAUCUUGUCCUAGAGCUGGCUAGACUUUGUCCCAAAGCUGAGAAGCAAAGAGAGCUUGUUGAGAUUUAUAAUUUCAAUGUGGGGGGGAAUGGUUUGAGCAUUGACAAUGGUCCAUCCAAAAGCAAGAAAUGUUCGAAGAAAGGCAAAGAGAAGUGUGAUGAUAAUGUUAUCAGUGUCUCUGAGAACAUUUUUUCAGAUAGUCUUAGGGUGGAGAUCUUACCAAAGGAUGGGAAUUGUGGUGGAAAAGGCAAAUCAAAGAUUUUGGUUGACAAACAAGCUAACUUGGAUUUGUCAAGGGAGCCAAAGAGUGAACAUGCUGCUCAGGCAGCUGGUGUCAGCUUGAAGAAGAAUGUGGGGGCCGGGGGAGGAGGGAAUAAACCUCGGAAAAAAACCACGAAGUUCAUGAAGAACCGUCUCGGGGGUACUUCCACUGCCUCACUGCCAGAUGCUAGUAAUUCUGAUGCUGGUAUUGAUGAAAAAGAAGAGAAAGCAGAUGUGAACAAAGAUAUAGCUGUGGUGUUGCCAGUUCAUGGAGUUUGGAAAAAUGGGGGAGGUCGAAAGCUUGUGGUGAUGACCCAAAACAACCGCAACCGAUGAACUUACAUGGAGGCUUGGUGGAAGUGCCAGUUUGUGAGUAUAGAAAGAGCCAGCACCAGACUUAAUUAAUGCCUUUUUGUGUGGAUAUUAGGGCAUGUUGCUACUAGCAUACAUAUUGUCAGUACAUUAGAUGAUCAGAGGUUUAUCUCCCUCAAAAAUUAACUAGGAAUGUUUCAAGCUUUUGGAACUUUAACUGUUUUGUUUUAGGAAAAUGGCAAAAAAAACUUGGUUCCUUUUUCCUUUGCCAAAAUACAACUUUUUGAGUACAAUUUGGUUGAGUUGGAAAUAUCAUAUUAAUAUACUAUUCUGCGUGUGGAAGUUCAAAA
Molecule: messenger RNA, 2947 nt
Organism: Populus trichocarpa (black cottonwood)
Lineage: Eukaryota; Viridiplantae; Streptophyta; Magnoliopsida; Malpighiales; Salicaceae
Product: E3 ubiquitin-protein ligase HEL2
Exons: 7
Coding region: 204-2621 (805 amino acids)
Biological process (GO): rescue of stalled cytosolic ribosome; protein ubiquitination
Molecular function (GO): ubiquitin protein ligase activity; ribosome binding
Source: RefSeq, a predicted model, not a curated record